AUGCUAGUUUCUCAGCCCAGUCCAAGAUCGGCAGCAAGGAAACUUGCACCAUCUUGCAGUCAUUAUACUGUCAUCUUCGAACGAUCGAUUCAGCCGAGGGGCGGGGCAGAUUCCUUAGUGUGGGUAAACAGUUGCUUCUGUUUCACUCAUUCCUCAUUUCUACUAAUUCUUCUGAAAUUUUCUUUCCUAAUCGGUUCUUCUGUCUUUCACUGUCUUUGUAUCUAUCUCCCUUGGAACCACUUUCAUUUUCCUUCUUUCUUUUUCUCGGUAUCUUUUGUAUUCUCUCUUUCUCUCUCUUUUUCUCUCUUUAAUUUUUUCUUUCUAUAUUCUUCUCUUUACUUUAUCUCCCUGCAUAUUUUUUCUUCUUUUUUCUUCUUUUCUCUUUUAUGUCCUCUCUUUGUUUUGAUUGAAUCCUCUUUUUCUUCUCUAUUUUUUUCUUACCCGUUUUUGUUCCUUUCUUUUAUUUCUGCCCUUCUUUUAGUCUUUCUUUCUUUUUCGUCUAUCAUCUUCAUUGUUUCCUUCACCUUCUCUUUCUACUUUCAUGCAGCUUCUCCAUCUAUUUCAAUUAUUUUUUCUUUCUUUUUUUGCCCUCCAUUUGCUUCUUCUUCUUCUUCUUCUUCUUCUUCUUCGUGGAUCUAUUACGACUAUCAUAUAUGUAUAGCUGGGCAAGCGUUCAGUUUUUACGCUUUUUCUCUUUCAAUUCAUGGGAAUAUUAUCUAG
Acanthosepion pharaonis is the source of this 720-nucleotide messenger RNA. The record is from the annotation of a GenBank genome assembly. Lineage: Eukaryota; Metazoa; Mollusca; Cephalopoda; Sepiida; Sepiidae.